Messenger RNA from Ipomoea triloba (trilobed morning glory), 1037 nucleotides. RefSeq names its product V-type proton ATPase 16 kDa proteolipid subunit-like. Gene Ontology annotation, cellular component: proton-transporting V-type ATPase, V0 domain. The transcript has 3 exons. The record is from RefSeq and is a predicted model, not a curated record. Bases 171 to 668 code for a protein of 165 amino acids. Gene Ontology annotation, biological process: proton transmembrane transport. Lineage: Eukaryota; Viridiplantae; Streptophyta; Magnoliopsida; Solanales; Convolvulaceae. Gene Ontology annotation, molecular function: proton-transporting ATPase activity, rotational mechanism.
AGCUCUCGAAUAAAGACAAAGUUGAUUGAUAUCCGUAGCAGAAUUUAGCAAAGGGAUUCACAGUUUUUCCGAGACUGUGUGCACAGCCAUUCCCCGGGAAUUCUCAGAUCCGAUCAAUUACGCCGUCGCUGCAGAUCCGAUCGAAUCCGGAUUCGAAAGCACCAGAGAAAAUGUCGUCAGCUUUCAGCGGAGAUGAAACGGCACCGUUCUUCGGCUUCCUCGGCGCUGCUGCCGCCCUAGUAUUCUCUUGUAUGGGAGCCGCUUACGGGACCGCGAAGAGUGGGGUUGGUGUGGCGUCGAUGGGCGUCAUGAGGCCGGAGCUGGUGAUGAAGUCCAUUGUGCCGGUGGUUAUGGCUGGUGUGUUGGGUAUUUACGGCUUGAUUAUCGCUGUGAUCAUCAGUACUGGGAUCAACCCCAAGACCAAGUCAUACUAUCUCUUUGAUGGCUACGCUCACCUUUCUUCUGGCCUUGCUUGUGGCCUCGCUGGCCUUUCUGCUGGUAUGGCCAUUGGAAUCGUUGGUGAUGCCGGUGUUAGGGCCAAUGCACAACAGCCCAAACUUUUCGUCGGGAUGAUUCUCAUUCUCAUUUUCGCUGAAGCUCUUGCUCUCUAUGGCCUUAUUGUUGGAAUCAUCCUCUCCUCCCGCGCUGGUCAGUCCAGAGCAGAAUAGGGGACGAGCAUUGAACUUUCAUCAUAUUCGUGAUUGCAGAGGCCGUUUGGCUCUGAAAAAACUUAAGUUUUUUGCAACGUGCACGAGGCUUGAAGAAUAGGGGUUUCAUAUGCGCAGAUGUUGUGAUGUAGAUUAGAUCUCGCUGUAAUAAGAAUUUGGAGUUUUAAAACUCUGCUUGUAUUAUUAUUCUUACCAGAGCUGACUUCAACUUUUGUCCUCUCCCAGUUAGAUCGUCACAUAAUUGAAAUAAUGCACGCAGUUGCGUUCAAACUGGUUCCUUGGCAGAUUAAUUGUCUUGAACAGUUGAACCAGUGUUUAAUUUUCUGCAGUAUUUGAAUUACAGAUUAACUUUCAGUGCUUGGCAGAUCA